Molecule: messenger RNA, 960 nt
Organism: Phacochoerus africanus (Common warthog)
Lineage: Eukaryota; Metazoa; Chordata; Mammalia; Artiodactyla; Suidae
Product: olfactory receptor 10C1-like
Exons: 2
Coding region: 1-960 (319 amino acids)
Biological process (GO): G protein-coupled receptor signaling pathway
Cellular component (GO): membrane
Molecular function (GO): G protein-coupled receptor activity; olfactory receptor activity
Source: RefSeq, a predicted model, not a curated record
AUGUCUCUGCCUGGCGUCUGGCGGUGCCUGAGUGCAGAGAUCCCUGAAAUACAGCUGCUCAGCGCUGCCGCCUUCCUUCUGGUGUACCUGGCUGCGAUUCUGGGGAACACCUCCAUUGUGGCCGCUGUGAGCCUGGACGCCCGCCUGCACACACCCAUGUACUUCUUCCUCAAACACCUCUCCCUGGUGGAUAUCUGCUCCGUGUCCACCACCCUGCCCGGGGCCCUGGUGGCCACCCUGCUGGCCACCCUGCUGGGCUCUGGGCAUAUUUCCCUCCCUGCAUGUGCAUCCCAGCUCUUCGCCUUUAUCUGCCUUGGGUCCACAGAGUGUUUUCUCAUCACCUGCAUGGCUUAUGACUGUUGUCUGGCCAUCUACCGGCCCCUGGUGUACAGGGCAGCCAUGAGCCCCCGGACCUGUGUGUCCCUGGUGGUGGUGGCCUGGGGCAGUGGGCUCCUCUACUCUGCCUUCCACACAUCCAACACCUUCUCCCUGCCCUUCUGUGGCCCCAACGUGAUUGACCACUUCUUCUGUGACAUCCUCCCCCUCAUGCGCCUCGCCUGUGCAGGCGCUCGUGCCCACGCGGCUGCGGGACUUGCAGCUAGUGGCUGUGUCAUCAUAAGCUGCUUUGGCCUCACUGUCCUGUCCUACGUCUGUAUCUUGGCCACCAUGGUUCAGAUCCGCUCAGUGGCCGGCCGCUGGGAGGCCUUCUCCAUGUGUUCCUCCCACCUGGCCACGAUUCUCCAGUUUUACGGCACCGGCAGCUCUGCCUACAUGCAGACCCCCACACGCUACUCUCCGCGGCAAGGCCGCCUGCCUGCCAUCUUCUGCUCCAUCCUCACCCCCACCCUGAAUCCGCUGAUCUACAGCCUGAGGAACAAGGACAUGAAGGGAUCCCUGCGGAAGCUCUGUCUUCAGGGCCAUCUUAGGGUGUGGAAGGGACCCAGAAAUCCAGCCUCAUAG